Notothenia coriiceps (black rockcod) is the source of this 4418-nucleotide messenger RNA. Its product is annotated as active breakpoint cluster region-related protein. The record is from RefSeq and is a predicted model, not a curated record. Gene Ontology annotation, molecular function: GTPase activator activity; guanyl-nucleotide exchange factor activity. The coding region runs from base 28 to 2523 and encodes 831 amino acids. The transcript has 22 exons. Gene Ontology annotation, biological process: signal transduction; positive regulation of GTPase activity. Gene Ontology annotation, cellular component: membrane. NCBI's taxonomy places the organism in Eukaryota, Metazoa, Chordata, Actinopteri, Perciformes, Nototheniidae.
GACUGCACCGCGACGAGAAGACCUCCGAUGGACGUCUACCAAGAGGCUGUGGGAUAUCUCAAGUCACAGCAUGUACCAGCUGUAGUCCAAACGGAGACUGAGGUCAUGGAGGAGGAUGUGUUCCAGGAGGAAGCCGAUUCCUGUCCUUUCUCUCCUCUUCAUCCCGAGAGCGUAGACUUCCCCGACACCCCGACGUUAUCCAGCCCCGAGGAAAUGCUAGAGAAGAGGCUCAUGGUCCUGAAAUGCAUCAUGGAGAGUGAGGAGGUUUAUCUCAGAGAGCUGGAGGCCCUGCUGAUGCCCAUGAAGGCCCUGCGCGCCUCAGCCGGGACGUCCAAGCCGGUUCUGUCCAGUCAGCAGGUCCAGACUGUGUUCUACCAGGUGCCUGAGAUCAGUGACAUGCACCAGAGCUUCUUCUCGGGCCUGAAGGAGCGUCUGAGCGCACACUGCCGCUCUGAGCCCGGCCCCGGGGAGGACGGGCACAUGAGCUACACCGGCUUCGAGCUGGUGGUGGGGGACCUGUUCCUGAAAAUGGUUAACCAGCUUGGUCUGUACGGUGGUUUCAUUGGAAACUAUGAGGAAGCUGUUCAAGUCGUUCGCAAGUGCACACAGUCGGACCCUUGCUUCCGGACCCUGGCCCAGAGCAUGAUGUCCAACAUCGGCUCAGACAAAACUCGUACCAAAUACACAUUUGAAGCGCUACUUUACAAGCCUUUGGACAGAGUCACCAAGACCACACUUGUGCUGCUUGACCUCCUGAAGACGACUCCAGAAACCCACCAAGACUUCGCACUGUUACAGGAAGCUCUCAGAUUGUCCCGCAGCUUCCUGUCUGGUGUCAACGAGAGUUCACAGAGCAAACGAGGGGUCACGCUCAGUCACGGCAUGAGACGUAAGCUGAUGCGUGACGGCUUUGUGGUGGACGCGAGUGAGGGGGAACGCCACAUGCGUCACCUCUUCCUCUACACCGACCUCCUGCUGUGCACCAGAUUCAAACAUGCAACCAGAGGGAAGCAGGACCAGUACAGGUUCGGCUGGUUUCUGCCCCUCGCUGGCCUCAAACUUCGCUGGGUCGCAGAUCAACAUCGUUCUCCAGACGCACAACUUCGCCAACACAACAUGAGAACAAAGAUGCACCUUCUACGUCAGCAGCUACGACAACACGCACAGGGGUCCAAGGGUUUGGCUUUUGCAGCUCGUAGCAGAAAGAAACUGGAGCAGAUGGAGCUGAUGCUGCUCACACACUCUCCGGUUUACACACUGGAGCUGCACAGCCCCAGCGGCAAGAGUCACACUCUCCUCCUCUCCUCGCUGUAUGAGCUUGAAGAAUGGAGGGAAGCCAUUCACAAAGUCACUACAGACAACAUAGAGACCGUCCCCCCCGACCUGCUCACCCUCACCAGUGCAUGUGUGAAACUGAGAAUGACGCAGCAGCCGCCACUUCACAGCACCAACACCGCAGUAGAGGACGAGAUGUCUCUGUGUGGGACUCUGAGUGUGGCCGUGCACUCUGCCUGUGGCCUGCAGCAACCAGCCUCUGUAUACGUGUGUGUGGAAGUGGAUGGAUAUGAGUUCUAUGAUAAACAAGCCACGACACACUCAUCAAUCCACAGCCUCAACCCACAUUGGGACCAGGAGCUGGAGUUCCAGGUGGACGCGGCUCAGGAGCUGAGGCUGCUCUGUGUGAGUCAGACUGAUGGAAAGAAUGAUACUGUCUUGGGAAAAACUUCUGUAAAGUUGAAAUCUAAAACCCUGAAUGAGCGAUGGAGGAGACAGACGCUACACCUUGGCCAGGUGGAUGUGAUCGUCUCGCUGAAGUUCUCCCCCCACCCUCUUGAACCCCCCAGCGCUACAGCUCCUCUACAUCCUGUCUUCUGCGUCCCCAUUGAAAUUGUUACUCAACAGGAAGGAGUGAUGGUGCCCCACGUGGUGCGCUGCUGCGCCGAGGAGGUGGAGAGGAGAGGCCUGGCGGAGGUGGGGAUCUACAGGAUUUCCGGAUCCUCCAGUGACAUCAACUCGCUGAAGAAUGUCUUCAACAUCAAUCUGCGUGACGCUGUAACCAGGCUGAGGACGGCGGAAGUGAACGUGGUCUCUGGUGUCCUCAAACUGUACUUCAGAGAGCUGCCGGAGCCCCUCAUCCCCGCCGACAAGUUUCAGAGCCUGGCCAGGUCGCUGGAGAUCCAGGACGUAGACUCCCGGCUGGUCUCCUUGUUCUCCGUGCUGCACUCCUGUCCCGCCCCCAACCGCAACACCUUCCUGUUCGUCCUGCAACACCUCCAGAGAGUCUCUGAGAGGCAAGACACCAACAAGAUGACUCUGAUAAACCUGGCUACGAUAUUCGGUCCCAGCCUCUUACGCCUCCCUGUGGCGGAACUGGGACACAUCGGCUGCUCCAUGGAUAUCUCUGUGGAGGUGGUGCUGCAGGUCCAAGUGGUUUUCUGCUACCUGCAGUGCAACAACCUCCCUGAAGCCCAGACCUCUCUGCCACAUGACACAGACUCUGAAGAUGAGACCACCCACAUGUGAGACCUCCACCAGUGUCAAAUACUGCGUGUGAAGAAAUAUCAGCAAACUCUUAACACAAUACAAUUAUUUAUUGAUAGAAAUAUGCACUGUGUCCAUUUUGUCAGUGAUUUAAACCCGAAGGGUGACCAUUUUAAAUGUAAUUAAAUCAUUUUGAUUUAGUGCAGUAUCAUUAGUCACAGAUAUGUAUAUAUACACUUCUUUUAUAUGCUGCAUUCAUUCUCACAAACCAGCUAGUAAGAGGCUUUCAAUUUCUGUUUUACUGAUUUAAACCCAAUCACAUUUAAUUAUACAAAAAUCCUAUGUCAGAUACAUUUUGAAGAUCUAAGUCCAAUAAUGUACAUUUUAAGCGUUAUUAUUUUCUAUAAAAGUUCAUUGAAUAAAUAUGAUUUCUAAAUACCACAUACUUAAAAAAAAACUACAAAAACAAAACAAUUGGAAAAAAUAAAGUCGAUUUUCUUACCUUUAUUUUGAGGAUUUUAGCAGUCAAAUGUAGAAUUGGCAAGGAUAAAAUAAAUAGUUAAAAAUAAGUUCAUAUUAGGUAAAAAAAACGUGGUAAUGAAUCCCAAUAUGUCUUCUGUGUUACUGUGGUAACACAGUAACGUAUAACUUUCAUUAUACGGCAGAUUGACUAGGUGGCACGGGGAGUAACGUGAAGUUAAAAUGUGGUGGAGGAAAAGUCAGGGAUGCAGAUGUUGUAAAAAAGGGUCAGGGGUCACCUCCCCGAGCCUGAAAACCAAUCGGUUACGGUUCAAAUCCAACUAGACGGAGUUCACCACGAAGUGCACGGCCCAUAAAAGUCACUCACACACACACACACACACACACCAUGCUGGAAGCCAACACACACAUGUUCACGGCCCAUGUUCGACCCAUCCACACCACAGAUGGGGCGUCUCUUUUCAACCGCACCACCUGGGCAGGCCGGGCUUGUGUUACCCCUCAACCUUUUACCCCCCCUCGCUCUUUUGAUCACUAAUCCUGCAGCCCGACUCCGGCUCUCCAGCACUAAUAGACUCUGCCUGGACGCCAUAACAACAUCCAGAACAAACCGAAAGAAAAUGGUGGCUCACCCUUGCUGCCCUCAGAGUCAUAAAUCACCUGUCCCCUCUAACACGCUGGCUGCCAAAAUAAAGUUCCGCCCGGCGACUACAAAGAAAAAAAAUUAGGUUCAGGCUACAGACUACAAAGCCCAGGAAGGCCUGAGACGUCCCAGACGUUUGUGACCAACGACGGGACCAGACGACUGGUCCACACCUGGGGCUGCAGGGAGCAUUUUUACAGGAGACGUCAGUUUCUGGACAGCACUUGUUCCAUACAGUCACACACACUGACUGUCUCGUCUAUAGAGAUUAUACAGCCAUGUUAUUUAUGUGGAAAUUCUUUGAAACAUAUGGUGGUAGAGUCAUUUGUAUACACAUAUUUUGGAGAUAGACCUAACAGACUAACAUUAAACCUAGAUUUCUUUAGGUUUAAGAUCAGGUGAACCCAAAAUUAUUCUUUUUUAGAAACUGGGAUUGUUUUUCAGCCGACCAUGUGCCUUUUUUUAAUCUCUUUCCUCAGCUAACAAGACAUUUGUGAACUUUUCAAUGCCAUUAAAGAAACUCACAGGCCUUCAACAAUGUUUAAUUUUAUCCUGAAUAAUGACACUUUUCAGCAUCUAUUUUACUUACACUUUUGACCUGUGUUUAUCAUGGCUAUACUUGUCCAAAUGGUUUGGAAUUUAGCUUAGAUAAAGCACAAGUAAAGCCUAUAUAUACCAUAUUGAGUUUUAUAUAUGUUAAGUUUGUCCUUUAAAUUAUAUUUCUAUUAAUAUUUACCCUGCAAAGUGUCUUUGAGUAUCUUGAAAAGCGCUCUAUAAAUAAAAUGUGUACAGUAUAUCAUACUGGCCCACCUCA